CGCUUACUCACACUCACCAGUCACCACAGUCCAUAUUCAUUUCCCCAAAACUCUCAGCUCUAUUCGUCUUCUUCAUCCUCAUCCGCGAGAAGAAAAAAGCCAGGGGGUGUUCUGAGGUAAGCACGCGUCCUCUCUUCCUUCUUUCCUUCCACCGCUUCCAGAUAUCCGAUUCCAGUAACGCUCCUGGUUCCGCUAGUCUGGACGAAAUCUCGUCUCCGAUCGGAGUUUAUUUGCGAUCUAUGUAUUUGAUCUUGAUCACAUUAGAGCAAAAUGGUGAAGGCAGUUGUUGUGCUCGGAAACAGUGAUGGUGUCCAAGGGACUGUCUACUUCACCCAGGAAGGCGAUGGUCCUACCACCGUGACAGGAAACAUCUCUGGUCUCAAGCCAGGGCUUCAUGGCUUCCACGUCCAUGCCAUGGGAGAUACUACAAAUGGCUGCAUGUCGACUGGCCCACAUUUCAAUCCUCAUGGCAAAGAACAUGGAGCCCCUGAAGAUGAACACCGCCAUGCUGGUGACCUUGGAAAUGUUACAGUUGGAGAUGAUGGUACUGCAACUUUCACUAUUGUUGACAAACAUAUCCCUCUUACCGGUCCACACUCCAUCAUUGGGAGGGCUGUUGUUGUUCAUGCUGAUCCUGAUGACCUUGGAAAGGGUGGACAUGAACUCAGCAAGAGCACUGGCAAUGCUGGUGGAAGAAUUGCCUGCGGCAUUAUCGGGCUGCAAGGUUAAGGCACUGGCGUCGCUCUUGUUUCCUAGGCUGCUUGAAUAAAUGGGAAAAAUGCUAGAUGAAUGUUUAACGAGUCAAUGUUGAGUGAGUGAUAGUUGAUUUGUGAGGGAUAAGGAAAAGGGAAAAAGAAAGAAUGAGAGAGAACCCUCUUGAAUAAAGAGAACAAGAACGCUACUUUGGUGUACCUUUUUUAUAGCUGGAUUUGUGGUUAAUCGACUUCUAGUUUGAUUGGUCUAUGGACAGUCUCUAAUAUAUUCACCUCCUACACUCUGGAAUGCGAGGUAGCUGCUGAAUGGCAGCCAAAACUGUUAUGCCUUGCUUUAGCAGUGGCGUAAUACUGUUCUAGAGUUUGGGAUCCACCCACCCUAGAAAACAACCGAAACAGUUGUGGGUGGGCGGAAGGUGUUAAGGUGGGUUGUCAGUGGAUUGUCGGUAACCCG
Linum tenue is the source of this 1167-nucleotide messenger RNA. The record is from the annotation of a GenBank genome assembly. Lineage: Eukaryota; Viridiplantae; Streptophyta; Magnoliopsida; Malpighiales; Linaceae.